AUGUCGUCUAUCAGUUUACUAAAAGCUGGCGCAUCGGGAGAAGUAGUAUCGGAUGCGCUAUUAGCAGCCGCUUCCGAUGGCGACGUAGAGUUCGGUACCAUUUUAGUACAGAAUGGGGGCAGCGUAGAACAUAAGGACGGCCAGGCCAUCAUAGAAGCUUGCAAGGCAGGGGCAGUCGACGUCCUCGCAAUGCUGCUAGCAGGCGAAUCAAGAGUCGCCCAAAAAACGUUGCAGAGAGGAUUUCAAGCCGCUACGCAAGUAGGAGACUUGAAGAAGCGAGCAGAGAUAUUCAAACUGCUCUUGCAAGUGGGAGUCUCUGGAGAAGUAGUCGACGCUCAACUCGUAUCAGCUGGGAGGUAUGGAGACGACGGGAAAGAUCUCGUCCGACUUCUGCUAGUGUACGGGGCGAGUCCUGAUUACAAUGAUGGAGAGGCUGUCGAAAAAGCAGCGAGGAGCGCCUUUUUGGGUAGCUUGGAGAUGCUAUUAGGCAUUGUUGAGGUCGGUGGGCGUCAGAAACGACCAUCUUCUCACACUUUGGUCCGCGCGAUGGAUGCUUGCUGGGACCUAAGCAGAGACACGAGAUUUGCCAUUAUGAAUUGGGUUUUCCAAGCAGGAAGGCCGGUUCCCAGCGCUCUUCAUUCUUCUCUGAACCGUGCUGUCAAUGAGGAAGAUCCUGACGAGAGACUUAUCGAGCUUCUUGUAAACCACCGUGCCUCUGCUACCGCAGAUGGUUGCCAGACUUUAAUUGACGCGACUACAACGCUAUCUCCAUCAGCAUUUUCCAAGCUCUUAGAUACUCAAAUCACUGUCGAGGACACCUCCUUAGUGUUCAGUAGGGCAUUUGCGCCCGAUCGUGUUUCGUCGUGGUUAUCUGGUCGGGGCUACGAGGUUGCCAAAUGCCUACUAGAGAAAGGUGCUAUCGGCGAUGGAGUUGGAUCAGCAUUUGCCACAGUACUUGGGUUAUACAUCGAAACACAUGCGCAGUUAGCAAACGACUUUGUGGAUUUGCUCCUCAAACACGGCGCCGACGUCAACUACAACCACGGAGAGGCGUUGCAGAAUGCAGCUGCGCAAGGAGAUCCCAAUCUUCUUAAAAGACUCCUACGCGAGAAUCCCAACCCCCAAGCGCUAACGUUUGCGUUACCUCGCGUAUUCGACGCUUCCGCAUCUGAAGAUGACAUAUAUGAUCUUAUCACACUAUUCGUCGAAUACGGUGAUGGACAAAACCGGAUGGAUGUCGCGUUCAUCCAAACUGGUUCGGAGCCUAUACUCGUCAAAGCUCUAAACCAGUUCCCACGAUCUACGAAGAUUCUCGGGGCAUUACUAGAUGCCGGGUUCUAUCAUGACCAACUGACAACGUGCAGAGUAAUGCAGGAGAUAGAGGAAGAAGAGACUGUUACUCUGCUCAUGUGGGCCCUUAUUCAACCUCAGAAGAAAAUCAGUAGCGGAGUUAUCAAUUUACUGAUCGAGAGGGGUGCUAAAGUUAAUUUUGAAGCUCCCAUCUCUCGUGUUACUCCUCUUAUGCUAGCCAUACAAUACCGUCGGCAAGAUAUUGUGAAGUCUCUACUGCUGGCGGAUGCUGAAGUUGACGUGACAGAUGCGACAGGGAAAUCCCCCUUGUCUAUGGCAUCUUCUAUCGGCGGUGACUUGGCUAUCACCAUAAUGUCUAAUUUGCUAGCGGCAGGUGCUUCGAGAAAUGAUGGCUCACUUCACAAUGCAGCACGAGAGCUUAACCUGCAAGCCAUGCAAGUAUUGGUCGAAUAUAGACAUGACCCUGACUUUCCCAGCCCUCUGCAUGGUGGACGGAGUGCACUUGGAGAGCUAUGCCUACACGCCGCUGACUUCAGCGAGAUGACGCCUCGCCGAGAAAAAGCGAUGGAAAAGGCGAUAAAUUUCCUCCUCCAGAGCGAAUCCGAUAUCACGCUACAAUCUGAUGGGAAAUCCGUCCUCCUUUUAGCUCUCGAAUCAACUGACCCCUUGACCACAACGAAAAUCCUGCUACGGGCCGACAUGUGGAGAUACAUUAAUAAACCAUUCAACUACUUUAAUGAUGGCAAAUUCACCUACUCUCACCCUAUGUAUGUUCAGCGCGUGUUACCAGAUUCGGAUCACAAGUCACAGCUCUUAGCACUGCUAAAAGCAAACCGGGGGACUGAUGUAUACUAUUCCAACUCCGGUCCGCAGCCUGACGAUGCUAUCGGCAUGCCGACUAAUAUCCAACUCGAAGAACAGGAACGUAAGGCGCGAUUAGUCCGUCUUCAAAAGGAAAACGAGGAUCACACGCUCGCGAUUCAGCGGAAUAAAGAGUUAGCGGCAGUGCAAGCGCAAAUCUGGGCUAACCAAGCAGAGCUAGAAGAGGUGCGCAAAAAACGGGCGCACAGCGCAGACCUAUCAGCUAUACAGGACCGCGCGCGCGUCGAAGAAGAACUAUUCAACAGCACAAUGCGACAGCAACGCGCACGCCACGUAGCCGAGGUCAAGCAUCAAGAGGCACUGACACACGCCGGGUUAACACGGGCGCAGGCUCUCGCCGACGCGGAGCUUGCCGUUGAAGCACAGAAGCAAAGCCGUAUGCUCCAGUGGGAGCGUGACGUGGGCAGCGAACGCGUUGGCAACGCAAACCAGCUAAGCAGCAUAAGACUCCGGGAGAGGGAGGAAUUAGAGCGCCUAGACCAGGUAGCAGAUGCAAGACUCAAGAAUAGAAUACAGGAGCAACGGAAAUUAGUUGAUAGCCAGAGUACAUUAGCUGCGAAUAUAGCAGGCGCAGGACCCAGAGCGCAGAGGCAGAUUGGGUAUGUGAGUGGUGAGUUAGAUUAA
This is a messenger RNA of Daldinia childiae, 2817 nucleotides long. RefSeq lists its product as uncharacterized. NCBI's taxonomy places the organism in Eukaryota, Fungi, Ascomycota, Sordariomycetes, Xylariales, Hypoxylaceae. The transcript has a single exon. Gene Ontology annotation, molecular function: protein binding. The record is from RefSeq and is a predicted model, not a curated record. The coding region runs from base 1 to 2817 and encodes 938 amino acids.